Messenger RNA from Hevea brasiliensis (rubber tree), 696 nucleotides. Its product is annotated as histone H4. Gene Ontology annotation, biological process: nucleosome assembly. NCBI's taxonomy places the organism in Eukaryota, Viridiplantae, Streptophyta, Magnoliopsida, Malpighiales, Euphorbiaceae. Gene Ontology annotation, cellular component: nucleosome. Gene Ontology annotation, molecular function: protein heterodimerization activity; DNA binding; structural constituent of chromatin. The record is from RefSeq and is a predicted model, not a curated record. Bases 174 to 485 code for a protein of 103 amino acids. The transcript is spliced from 2 exons.
CCUCAAAAUCAUCCGGCACGGAUCCAUACCUAAGUAUCCCGGCCUUUGGUCUCUGUAUAAAUACCAUCCGUGCCAUCGUUCGGCCUUCUGACUGGAUCAAGCAAUCUCUUAAUUCUCUCUGAUUCGAUUCACUGCUCAAAUUUUCUCAUAUCAGAUCCAGUUUCUGAACAAAAAUGUCUGGGCGUGGCAAGGGAGGCAAGGGGCUGGGAAAGGGAGGAGCCAAGCGUCACCGCAAGGUCCUUCGCGAUAACAUCCAAGGCAUCACAAAGCCAGCAAUUCGCCGUUUGGCUCGCAGAGGUGGCGUGAAACGAAUCAGUGGUCUGAUCUACGAGGAGACCCGUGGAGUACUGAAGAUCUUCCUUGAGAAUGUGAUCAGAGACGCUGUGACCUACACGGAACACGCCCGCCGCAAGACUGUAACAGCCAUGGAUGUGGUGUAUGCACUGAAAAGGCAGGGCAGGACUCUUUAUGGGUUUGGUGGUUAGGGCUUUUGAUUUUGGAUUGAUAGUCUUGUUAUCAAGAAAUUGGGUAGUUAGGUGUUCUUAUGCUUGCUAUUGUUGUAAAGCAAUCUAAUGGGUCUGGUCUGCUUGUGGGUUUCUAGUUUCUACUGUAACUAUGGUGGAUUUGGGAUGAAAUGAAGUCGUUGUGUUUGAUUCAUUGAUAAUAAAUUAAAAUAAAUAAUAAUAAUUAUAUUUA